Messenger RNA from Chiloscyllium plagiosum (whitespotted bambooshark), 3583 nucleotides. Its product is annotated as pleckstrin homology domain-containing family A member 3-like. Gene Ontology annotation, biological process: retrograde transport, endosome to Golgi; receptor recycling; endosome organization. Gene Ontology annotation, cellular component: trans-Golgi network; early endosome; recycling endosome. The record is from RefSeq and is a predicted model, not a curated record. NCBI's taxonomy places the organism in Eukaryota, Metazoa, Chordata, Chondrichthyes, Orectolobiformes, Hemiscylliidae.
UUGACUCGCUCAGAGAACGGGGGCGAUUGUGACGGCACAAUACAGGAAUUCAGUUGACAGGGGGAACGUGGCGGAGGUGUUGUCCGAUUGGCUGCCGAGGAGCUGUCAAUCACUAAGGCGGCUCGCCGCUUCCUGCAGCAAAAAUACACAGAGGCAGAGAGUGUGUGAACUGGCUGGGCAUAGUAUUCGGGAGGUUGCCCCUCUGUCAUGGAAGGAGUACUGCACAAGUGGACCAAUUAUCUGAGUGGCUGGCAGCCACGGUACUUUGUGCUGGAUGGUACUGUGCUGUCGUACUACGACUCGCAGGAAGAUGUUGGGAAAGGAAGUAAAGGGAGCAUCAAAAUGGCUGUGUGCGAGAUAAAAGUGCACACAGCAGACUUCACCCGGAUGGACUUGAUUAUUCCUGGAGAACAAUAUUUCUACCUCAAAGCAGUAAAUGCUGCAGAGCGACAGAAAUGGUUGGUUGCUCUUGGAAGUGCCAAAGCCUGCCUGGCAGACAGCAGGAGCAAGAAGGAACGAGAAAUUAGUGAAACUGAGGACACCUUGAAAUCCAAAAUGUCUGAGCUUCGACUUUAUUGUGAUUUGCUGAUGCAGCAGGUACAUAAGAUCAAGGAGUCUGCACAGCCGCUCCAGGACAGUUCUACUCCUGAUGUCGAGAAAAUGAAUGAGGCUUCGUCUUUGCUUAAAGCCACGUGCAAUACCUUUAUAAAUACCCUUGAGGACUGUAUGAAAAUAGCAAGUGUGAAGAUAUCCCCAGAGCUGCUUUCACCUCCAGAGUCCCCAGUUGCACAUGUCACCUCCACACCUCUUCGCAGGGUUAAACGUUCAGUCAGUCACAGUGGUGUUGUUCCACCUGACAGGAAUGCAGAAAUUAACAACUUGGUCCAGUCUCCGAAGAGUUCCAUUACAGUAAUGAGAAAUCUGGAGGAAAUGGCUGCCCAUCGAGCUAGCAGACAAACAAGAUCGCCCGUGGGAAACAAGACUCCAGACAGCUUUGCAGCACAACCAGAAAAUUUACUGCCACCUUCCCAAAGUGUCCAAGAUGAAUCUGCAAGUAGUGCCAAUGGUGAGUAAUGUUCCUGGAGAAAUAGUGCCCUUCUCUGUCAAGUGGCACCCAGAAAGAACAAGUUGAGACGCAGCCAUAUCAUGAGGAGGAAACUACAUCACCACAUGAACAGAAGCAUCUUCAAUGUUAUUGUCGGAAAAUCAUCAGAACUAAUAGCUCCUGACAGAAGAUGGAAACUUCCCAUCCUGAAAAUGCUGGUAACUUACUAAUCUUUAGUAUUGGGUGUGCCAUUUAAUGCAUUAAUACUUGUUUGAAAUUAUGUUGAAAAUUUAGCAGGGUAGGGUGAGAGUGUCUUGGAUUUUUGGUUUAAGUUGGCUCCCUAGUUUUUUCUUACAUUCUAGGCUUCAGUCCUUUGCCCAACUAAUACAUGUGAAGGACAAAAAUAGGGGAGCAUUCUCUACAGGAAGGAACAUUACAUUAGUUUCCCCCUCCCAUGCAAGAGGCAAAACGUCUCUGUAAAUGAAUUCAAAAUUUAGCAAACUGAGUUGAAUAAUGUCAUGUGCAAUAACCCAAUUUAUAAAUCAGACAAUGGUGAUUGAAUACCAUUUAGAACCAUAUGGAUAAUUUAAUAGAUCCCAUUCCAUGUUUGAUUUAAGUAGACCUGUGUGGUGGUAUAUCUGGGGACUGCCAAAUGCCUCCUAUAACCUCACUUACCACUUAAAGGUCCACUUGCUGAAAUGCAGACUGCCUCCAUUGCAUUUUCAAUGGAUAAAUUGAAUUUCACUCACCUCAAUUACUGUGCUCAAUGUCAAACUGAUUGAGUAAUGGGUUACACCAAAAGAAUUGUAUUGUUUGGUGGUGAUGUAGUUCCAUAAAACCCAUGGGUAUCAAAUACCCUGACUGACCACAGACUGCUUGUAAUGACGUCUACUUCCCAGACACCAAAUCCAAGCGAUAGGUUGGAUCAAAGACUCGGGCAUCCUAACUGCCAUUAAAAAGAACAUUUGUGAUGAUAAAAUGUGUGUUACAGUUCGCUCGGAGUCUCAGUUGCUAUGGCAACACUUUUUUACCUGGAGCUUGGAAUAGUGAUGGGCAAGAUUCCAAUUUCCCUUCCAUCACAUGACUGAUCAAAAAUCUCUCCUGUCCUAUUCUCGCCUGCAAUUGGUGUAUCUUGAAAGCAUCACAAGUCAAUACUCAACAUGUUUGGCUGUAUUCUGAACCAAUCUUUGGUGGUCAUCAAGUCCUGGGGUGGGAUUCAAACCCAAAGUUGCUGACUCCAAGGCAGGAUGUGAUCCACUACAUCACAGCAGAUGGUUUCAGAUUGAUAUCAUCUGAGGCACACUACUCUAAUUUGUUCCCUUGAAUUUGUUUACUGUUGGAUAAGGAUAUAUAGAACAUAUGUCCUUUUUCUUCCCCUGGAAAGUCCCUAGCAGUUUUACAUUCAGUUUACAUCAGCUAAAACCAAGUUCCAUGCAACUCAAAAACCACUUCCUUAAUAAUGUAGCCUGUUACAAGUAUUCUAUAACACUAACGUUGCUUGAACCUGGAGAUCUGAGGUUUAACAAGUUGAUAAGCUAACUGUAUUCUAUUUAUACUUUAUUUUUCCAAAACAAAUUGCAGGUAAACCAGUAGAGAUUAAAACCUAGAUUAAGGAAGGGUUAGUCAACUAUAUAUAGGUUAUCAUUAGUAGACGCUAAUUUUAUCAUCUACUAAAUCUGGGACUAUAGAUUCCAUUAGUAUUUGGCUAUCCUUGUCACCAUUUCCAAUGGCCCUACUUGUGCUGCAGUCAUACUAUCAUCUAUGAUUGUUGUUCCUGAAUUUCUUUAACUUUAUUCGUAGUUCAGUUCAGCUGCACGAGCUGAGGUACAAAAUAAAUUAAUAUUUUUCUAUAUUUUGUUACUUUUAUUUCAUCUUCCUUUAUGUGAACUGAUUUGAAUGUAAUCACUUUUGAAACCAAGCGAUGCUAUAAGUUCAUUCUCUUAAGAAUAGUUUUAUUUACAUGACAGUGGUGGUGAAAGGUGAUUCAAACAGAAAACUUAACAAAAAUGGUCCAGUUGAACUGUUCAGAGGUAUUUUCAAAUCUAAUAUAUUUAAAAGGGGAAGAAAAACCGAUCCAGAAUAAUUUCCUGUCCAGACUGGAAUCCUCUUCUGUUUGUGUUGCACAAACCAUAGGUGUCUACAAACCUGCAAUUCAGCCCAUUGUUACAAUAAUAAUCUUUAGAAUAAUCCAAUAUUAAUUCUGCUGACUUGUACGCUUUCUGCUACAGCUCUGCACCUACCUCAGCUUCAAGUAGUGAUUUAAUUUUCCCUUCCAAGGUGCAAUGGUCUCUCAUUGUCAAUUACUUCCAGUAGUAAACAAAUGCCAUUCUUUGUGAACAACACCUGAGCAAAGAAAUUUAUGAAUCAUUUUCCUCACUCACUCCUCAGUGACAAUUUUAAAAUUUAUCAUCAGCAAUUGCUCAGAACAAUUGUGGAAUGUUUGUCAGAGUACAAUCUGUGGCAAGUUAGCACUGCUGCCUCACACUGCCAAAGACCCGGGUUCAAUUCCCGCCUCAGGCAACUCUGUGUGGAAUUUGU